GACGCCGCUCGAGGUCAAGACCAUCUCCUCAAGCAGCCAUGAAGUUCAACAUCGCGAACCCCGCGACGGGGCAGCAAAAGCUCAUUGACCUUGAUGAGGAGCGCAAGUACCGCAUCUUCUACGACAAGAAAAUGUCCCAGGAAGUCCCCGGCGACUCCCUCGGCGACGAAUUCAAGGGCUACGUUUUCCGCAUCACUGGCGGUAACGACAAGCAGGGCUUCCCCAUGAAGCAGGGCGUCCUCCUCCCCCACCGUGUGCGCCUCCUCCUCAGCGAGGGCCACAGCUGCUACCGUCCCCGCCGCGAGGGUGAGCGCAAGCGCAAGUCUGUCCGCGGGUGCAUCGUCGGCCCCGACAUCGCUGUCCUCUCCCUCGUCAUCGUCAAGCAGGGCGAUGCUGAGAUCCCGGGCCUCACCGACCAGGUGCUCCCCAAGCGCCUCGGCCCCAAGCGUGCGACGAAGAUUCGCCGCAUGUUCAACCUGACCAAGGACGACGACGUCCGCAAGUACGUCGUGCGCCGCGAGGUCAAGAGCGGGAAGAAGGAGAACGCGAAGCCGUACACCAAGGCCCCGAAAAUUCAGCGCCUCGUCACCCCCAUGCGCCUCCAGCGCCGCCGUCACCUCCGCUCCGUCAAGCGCCGGCGCUUGGAGCGCCAAAAGGAGCAGAAGACCGAGUUCGACGCCCUCCUCGCCAAGCGCGUCGCGGAGAAGAAGGCCAAGGUCGCUGCCAUCAAGGCCCACCACAAGGAGCAGCUCCAGGCCGCCCACGCCGCGUAA
Molecule: messenger RNA, 773 nt
Organism: Schizophyllum commune H4-8
Lineage: Eukaryota; Fungi; Basidiomycota; Agaricomycetes; Agaricales; Schizophyllaceae
Product: 40S ribosomal protein S6
Exons: 5
Coding region: 39-773 (244 amino acids)
Biological process (GO): translation
Cellular component (GO): ribosome
Molecular function (GO): structural constituent of ribosome
Source: RefSeq, a predicted model, not a curated record